AUGGUAGCGCUUCUUCACGUCGUCGUCUUGGCCGCUCUGGCCGUCCUCGCCGCCGCUGUCCCUGCCAAAGAUACUCCAAAGUGCUGUGGACGAUUUGCGCGAGCUCGCCCUCCGGCCAAGUCAUUGGUCGUUGAUGCUUCAGGAAAACAUCCUAACAGCUUCACUCACCUCAAUGACGCCAUCCUUGCCCUGAAGAACACUACGAAAGAGCAGACCAUCUUCAUCAUGCCCGGUAUAUACGUCGAGCAGGCCCUAAUUCCGAAUCACAUUGGACAUCUUACUAUUCAAGGCCACACCUGCGACGCUCGUUCUUACGAGGGUAAUAAGGCCACUCUCACCAAUAGGCUGUCGCGUACCAUGCCAAACAUUACGACUAAUGACGCGACCGCCACUCUCCGUCUAUGGGGAGAGAAUAUCAAGAUCUAUAACCUCAACAUUGCCAACACAUUCGGACGGGCCAAGAAGAACGGCCAGGCCCUCGCAGUCAGCGCCCAGAACACAAACCUCGGCUUUUACGGCUGUAAGUUUACCGGAUACCAGGAUACCAUCUACGCAAACGAGGGGAGACAGAUCUAUGCCAAAUCUUUCAUCAACGGCGCCGUGGACUUUGUCUUUGGUACGAGAGCUUCUGCGUGGUUCGAGUCUUGCGAUAUCCAGACCAUCGGUAAAGGCUACAUCACCGCCAACGGCCGCGACACCGCCGACAACCCGUCUUUCUACGUUUUCAACAAGGCCAACGUCACCGGCACUAGCGGCCCAGCGUCCGUCACACUCGGCCGGCCGUGGCGACCAUUCUCGCGCGUCGUUUUUCAGAACAGCGCCCUCAGCGACGUCGUAAAGCCCGUUGGAUGGGUAGCCUGGAACGAUUCUUCAAGAACAGACAAUGUUUAUUACAAAGAAUAUGAGAACACGGGUCCCGGAUCCGAUGGCUUGAGAGCUAACUUCAGCUCCGAGCUGUGUGCACCUAUCAAACCAGUCACUAUUCUGGGUAAGGGAUUUGAAAAGGAGUGGUGGGUUGAUAUGAGCUACUUGUAG
This is a messenger RNA of Colletotrichum graminicola M1.001, 1035 nucleotides long. RefSeq names its product pectinesterase. Gene Ontology annotation, biological process: cell wall modification. The transcript has a single exon. Gene Ontology annotation, molecular function: pectinesterase activity. Lineage: Eukaryota; Fungi; Ascomycota; Sordariomycetes; Glomerellales; Glomerellaceae. The record is from RefSeq and is a predicted model, not a curated record. The coding region runs from base 1 to 1035 and encodes 344 amino acids.